AUGCCGAGAACUCAACAUCCUCUUAGGUUACCAUCUGAUGAGGUAAAAGAAGAAGAUACAAAGACAGAGUUGGUCGUCAUGCCGAGUCUCCCAGAAGAUAUCAUUGUCGAUAUCCUUUGUUUGUUACCGGUGAAAUCAAUCUUAAGAUUCAGGUGCGUAUCCAAACACUGGUGCAAUAACUUAUUGAAAGACUCUAGUUUUGCUAAAACUCAUCUUGAUGAGCCUGUUGUCGAGAUUGACUCGCCAUUAACACUAUUAUCUGGAUUUUCCAAAAUCCCGGAGAAUGAAUGUGAUCUGAUUUAUGGUUCUUUAAAUGGUUUAAUCCUCCCGCGUAAUCCAUGGGAAAGUAACGCUCUUAUUCUUUGGAACCCAUCUACAAAAGAAAUUAAGGAAAUACCAGGAUCUGUAAAUGUUGGAUCUGAUAGUUUUCGACAUUACUAUUCAGUCUAUUCUGGUUCUGACAGUGACUUUGGUUAUGAUUCUGAGGGUUAUUACAAUUAUGAUUGGCAUCAUGCAAUGUAUACUGCGUGCGGAUUCGGUUAUAGUCACAUUAUUGAUGAUUACAUAAUUGUAGUAACUAAUACGACAUAUAGUUGUUCCAAUCGGAUUUGCUGUGGUUGUGAACGUGGUGAAGUUAAGGUAUAUUCAUUUAGAUCAAAUUCGUGGAUAACUAUACCAGAUACCAUUCCGUAUGAUCUUCAUUUGGGUGGUAAGAUUGUUAAGCCUGUGGUUUUAAAUGGAGAUCCGCAUUGGUUAGGAACUUCACUCACCAAAGGACACGAAUCGUCGAAAGCCAACUGCAUAGUGAUAGUGUCUUUUGAUGUCAAACACAAUAUUUUCAAAGAAGUUCCAGUCAUUCAAGAACUACAAGAAUCACUUUUUGACCAUGUGAAAUUCUCAUUUAAAGAUGAACAUGCAUAUUUAUCCAGGGAUAUUUUGUUGGGCAAUUUUAAUGGGUGCCUUUCUAUAGUACAAGGUGGUGAACUUGAUAUGUCAAAGAAUAACGACGACGAAAUUUCCAUAUGGGUAAUGCUAGAAUAUGGACUGAGAGAAUCUUGGACUAAGAUGUUCUGCAUUCCCAAACAAUUGAUUGAAAGAUCUAUUAACUAUUCUAAAAUGACAGUGAAGGAUAUCAGGAAUGGAAUGAUUAUGUUUGGCAAAGAUAAUAGCUCGCUGGUUAUAUAUGACCUAAAACAUGAAAUAGCUAGAGUUGUGAACAAUCUCUCGGAAGAUUGGUUAUACGUAUAUAUGUAUGUGGAGAGCCUGGUGUCGCUUAAUUCAGGUGUCUAUUUGGGUCAAAGGGAGUUGAUAGAUAGACCAGUAUUUUCUGGAGGCGUCUGGGUCGAUUUAGGUCAAAGGGAGUUAAUAGAAGGACUAACAUCUUCUGACGAAGAUUUGCCGUUCUCACUGUUGUAA
Papaver somniferum (opium poppy) is the source of this 1416-nucleotide messenger RNA. Its product is annotated as F-box protein CPR1-like. The coding region runs from base 1 to 1416 and encodes 471 amino acids. The record is from RefSeq and is a predicted model, not a curated record. Gene Ontology annotation, molecular function: protein binding. NCBI's taxonomy places the organism in Eukaryota, Viridiplantae, Streptophyta, Magnoliopsida, Ranunculales, Papaveraceae. The transcript has 2 exons.